This is a messenger RNA of Penicillium bovifimosum, 1560 nucleotides long. Its product is annotated as cytochrome P450. Gene Ontology annotation, molecular function: monooxygenase activity; iron ion binding; oxidoreductase activity, acting on paired donors, with incorporation or reduction of molecular oxygen. The coding region runs from base 1 to 1560 and encodes 519 amino acids. Lineage: Eukaryota; Fungi; Ascomycota; Eurotiomycetes; Eurotiales; Aspergillaceae. The record is from RefSeq and is a predicted model, not a curated record. The transcript has 3 exons.
AUGGAGCUUCACAUUUCCUUACCUCUUCUCGGUGCUUUUAUGGCCCUCCUUCACUUCCUGAUUUAUCCAGCUCUUUUUUCGCCUCUUUCCAAAGUCCCCGCGGCCCACUGGUCGUGCCGCUUCUGCUCAAUAUGGAUAUACUGGUUGAAAUGGACAAAUCAAGAGAACCGCACGGUUUAUGACAAACAUAUGAAGUUGGGAGCUGCUGUUCUUCUUGGGCCGAACCUUCUCAGCAUCAACUCAUUUGAUGGAGUAAAGAUGAUAUACCAGGGUGGUUUCCCGAAAACUGCCUUCUACUUCAAUGGGUUUGCUAUCUACAACACAGAGAACAUCUUCACAUUCAAAGACAAUGCAGUACAUUCCGCUCGCAAAAGAAUGAUCUCCAACACUUUCUCCAAAUCUUUUAUCAUGUCAUCACCAACAGCACGUGCAGCCACUCGCGAUGUCUUGUUUGGAAGAUAUCUGCCUAUAAUUCGAAAAAGCGCCAGUGAAGGCAAACCUGUCGAGGUCCUCGAAAUGAAUUAUUCAUACUCAAUGGAUACUUUCGUGCAAUGGCAAUUCGGCCGUUCACUCGGUAGCAAUCUGCUGGAGGAUGAAAAAGAGCGAAGGUUAUACAUUGACGGAUUUUUCGCCCCUUACCCGUUCCUCUUUUGGCUGUACUACUUCCCAAGGCUUGCAAAUCUCCUUCGCAAGGUUGGCAUCUUUCUGAUUCCUCGAUCUGUUGACGCGAAAUUUGGCGCUGCCGAAGACUGGAAUCUCCAGAAAUGCGAUAGUGCCCAGCAGCUCCUUGUCGGCUCCGACCCUAUUCAUAGCGAUGAUCAGCCUGUCGUCUUCCAGCAAGCUCUGCGGUCAAUGAGCGAGCCCAAGGCUGCCAAAGGUGAAUACCCACGAAGGAUGCAGAUCGCAAGCGACAUGUUUGCCCACAGCUCGGCUGCAUUCGAGACAAGCGGCAACACUGAAACAUAUAUCUUCUACGAGAUGUGCCGGAACCCCGAAUGGCAGACAAAGCUUCGGCAGGAGCUACGCGGUAUAAAGCUUCCACGGCAGGAGGAUUUGAAUAGAAAGGUCACAGUCGAUGACUUCGCCGAGCCAAAAGAUAUUGACUCACUUCCAGUUCUCCAUGCGAUCAUCAUGGAGACCCUUCGUCUAUGGCCUGCAGUACCCGGUGGCCAACCUAGAGUGGUCCCGAAGAUUUGUUCUCUUGAGGGGUACUCUGAUAUUCCAGCUGGCACCGUUGUUCAGUCAUAUGCGUACAUACUUCAUCGCACCCCUGAAGUUUUCCCAGACCCCACCAGCUGGAAGCCCGAGCGUUGGCUUGAUGCUUCACCCGAGGAGCUGGCAAAUAUGAAACGAUGGUUUUGGGCAUUUAGUAGUGGGCCACGGAUGUGUAUUGGUGCCAAUUUUGCAUAUUACUCGAUGAAAUAUUUGGUCGCUGCUGUUUAUGCUAAUUUUACUACAUCUAUUCAUGACCACGGCGAUAUGGAGUUGCUCGACUUUUACCUCGCUGGACCAAAAGGCCACCGAUUGGAGCUGAUGUUCCAUCCAGUGCCUGGCUUGUAA